This is a messenger RNA of Entrophospora candida, 837 nucleotides long. Lineage: Eukaryota; Fungi; Glomeromycota; Glomeromycetes; Entrophosporales; Entrophosporaceae. The record is from the annotation of a GenBank genome assembly.
AUGGCAAAAAAAGUUUUGUCAUAUUAUGAUGUUAUACUUUAUGAAGAGGAUGUAAAAUUAUUUGAUGAUUAUAACUGGAUCAAUGAUCAAUGUAUUGAUUUUUAUAUAGAAUAUAUUGAGAAUAAUUUUAAACAAAAAGCAAACUCUGAUUUCCAGAUAUUUUUUCUUAGACCAGCAUUAAUUUACCUUAUAUCCAAUGCUGUUGAUACAAAAUAUUUUAAAAAUGUUAUCCCAAAUCAAGUAUUUUCAUCAGAAAUAUUUUUUAUGAUAAUAAAUAACAAUUUAAAUGUAAAUCAACCAAGAGGUGGAACUCAUUGGUCAUUAUUAAUCUAUGUUAAAGGGCUUAAUACAUUUUUUCAUUUUGAUAGUUGUCAUAAUAUGAAUGAAAAGAUUGCUAAAUUUAAUGCACUUAAAUUUUCAGAAAUUAUUAAAAUUCAAGAAUGUGGAAUAUAUGUUUUAUCUUUUAUGGAUGUACUUUAUAAAAGAUUUUUGGAUUAUUCAUCAUUAGACAAAUUAGAUGUUGAGAAAUUACUUGAAAUCAGUCGUGAUGAUGUUUUGCCUGCUAAAAUAAUGAGAGAAAACUUGAGAAAUCUGCCAAUACCUUUUGGAUCAAGUAAAACAUUUAAUUAUGAAAAAAACACCAUUCAAGCAUUAGAAAAAGUUCAACGCCUUGCAAAAAGUUGUUUGUGUGGUACAGUAGAAGAAUGGUUCUCAAAAAAUCUGGCAUCAUUGAUUGAUAACAAUUCAUUAACAAUAACAGCAACAUUAGCUUCUUCAGCAGCCCAAAUUUCUGCCAAACCUAUAACUUCUUUAAAUAAAUCAACAGCGGAUUACUAA